Colossoma macropomum (tambaqui) is the source of this 2263-nucleotide messenger RNA. Its product is annotated as class I histocompatibility antigen, F10 alpha chain-like. NCBI's taxonomy places the organism in Eukaryota, Metazoa, Chordata, Actinopteri, Characiformes, Serrasalmidae. Gene Ontology annotation, biological process: immune response. The coding region runs from base 213 to 1001 and encodes 262 amino acids. The record is from RefSeq and is a predicted model, not a curated record. Gene Ontology annotation, cellular component: external side of plasma membrane. The transcript has 8 exons.
GGAAAGUUAGCAGCAAACAGCAGCACUGACUCCGUGUACAACGCUGCAUUCUUGGGCACUGACUUAUGAUACCGCACAGGCAGCAAGGCACGACAGACGCAGCUCUGCUGAGGACCGGUUAGCUCUCGGUGUACAGAGAAGAACCGCUGCUCGAGUAAACGAUGAAUAUAUCAUGAUAAACACACAAAGACGCACAUCUACACUGGAUAAACAUGGAGAAGAUCGUCUGGUGGCUGUUUCUGGUGGCUACUGUUCGUCUCGCGUUAUCAGCCUCAAAUUCUCUGCAGUACCAUUAUACCACAAUCACACCAGGACUACAUUUCCCAGAGUUCAUUUCCGUGGGUCUGGUGGAUGGAGAGCAGUUUGUUUACUAUGACAGUAACAUCAGGAAGAAGAUCCCAAAGACUGAGUGGAUGGAGAAGAAUGAGGGUGAAGAUUACUGGAAUGAAGAGACACAGAGCAGUCAGGAUCAUCAGGAUAGGUUCAGACAUGAUGUGGUUAAUCUAAUGAAGCGCUUCAACCAGACUGGAGGAGUUCACACACUGCAGCAGAUGUACGGCUGUGAGCUGGAUGAUGAUGGCACUAUUAGAGGAUUCUGGCUGUACGGUUGUGAUGGAGAAGACUUCAUCAGUCUGAAUCUGAACACUGAAACCUGGACUGCAGCUCAUCCUAAAGCUGUUAUUACCAAAAGGAGGUGGGAGAGUGAAGAUAAAGCUCCUCAUGUUAAAGCCUACCUGGAGAAUGAAUGCACUGCAUGGUUACAGAAGUAUGUGGGUUACAGCAGAUCCAGUCUGGAGAGGAAAGUCUCUCCUGAGGCGUCUCUGUUCCAGAAGGACUCUUCUUCUCCAGUGGUGUGUCAUGCUACAGGUUUCUUCCCCAAAGCAGUGAUGAUCUCCUGGCAGAAGAAUGGAGAGGAUCUGCAUGAGGACGUGGAGCUCAGAGACGCUACCCAACCAGGAUGGAACCUUCCAGAGGAGGAGCGUUCUGACUGUCUCACCUGAGGAGCUGAACAAACACGACUACACCUGCAUCAUUCAGCACAGCAGCCUGGAGAAGAAGGUGGUGCUGCAGGUGUCUGAACGCAGAGGUGGAGGAUCUGCGGACACCACUGCUGGAGAUUAUCGGUUCAAUACUGGAAUUGCAGUCAUAGUUGUUCUUGUACUUCUCCUUAUCGUUGUUGCUGGAGUGUUUGUGUGGAGGAGGUGGAGGAGGAGGAGGAGACCUGGCUUCUAGCCUGUAACAGGAGACCACAGUGACCCCUCUAAUGGAGAAGAAUCAUCUACCAUCGUGUAAAGAGAGACUCACACUGGUUUGAGGCUGAGGCUGAGGCUGAUGCUUCAGUGAAGACUGACCAGUCCAGCACUGUCUGGAAUGGAAACUGCUCUAUCUCAGACAGAUAAACAAUGCAGCUUCAGUGAAGACUGACCAGUCCAUCACAUUUUCUUCCAUACCAUUAUGCGCGCGCACACACACACACACACACACACACAUUCGUGUAAUUGCCCCAAAGUGAGGACUGGGUAAAAGCCCAGGGAGACUGAGGACCAUGGUUUCUGCUGCAUCUAGAGACGAGCUGUUGAGUGUUGAGCCACUAGAUGUCGCCCACAUGCGGGGUGUCACUUGAAAUUGAGUGAAUAGUAGAAUUACCGAAAAAGUUUUGUACCGCUAAACUGAGGACCGCUGGGCUCAAACAACAUCAUCUGAAUGGAAUCUGACUUUUAAACGCCCAGCGCCUCCAACUACUGCAGUACAUUAUUUUAAUCAGACUGUGUUCGGGAACUGACUUUAAUAGUCCUGUGUUUCCAGAUUAAAUAAUAAAAGUCAUGGCUAAGAGUGAUUAUUAAACACCUCACGGAUUUUGCAGGACUUUUGUGCUUUAGCGAUUAGCAUAGCGAGCGCUUAGAGCCGCCAUUACCGCCAGAGCCUGUGGAGUAGAAGGAGCCCGCCUACAAGGCUGUCUGACCAAUAGUGGCUAAGCAGCGGAGGCUCUAGCCAAUCAGGUUCUAGACCGUUCCGUACGGACGAGUAAGGAGUCCGCUCUGCUGCCCGAGCGCCGCCCCCAAACAGAACCACCGUUUCUGACUGGCUGAAACCUCCGUCAGUUAAAACACCGAGCUUUGCCCGCGAUGGACUGAGAUUCACCCCCGAAUCAAUAGAAGUACAUUAUCAGUACAGCAACAGUGACGCCACACGAAACAACUCGCUCAGAAAACGACAACCGGCUGCUAAACGAGUUUAAAAUGCGGAGACACAGCAACACAAC